Molecule: messenger RNA, 759 nt
Organism: Amphimedon queenslandica
Lineage: Eukaryota; Metazoa; Porifera; Demospongiae; Haplosclerida; Niphatidae
Product: sentrin-specific protease 8-like
Exons: 6
Coding region: 33-689 (218 amino acids)
Biological process (GO): proteolysis; protein deneddylation
Molecular function (GO): deNEDDylase activity; cysteine-type peptidase activity
Source: RefSeq, a predicted model, not a curated record
CGCCUAUUUUAAACUAGCCACGCCCUAACAAAAUGGAUCCUGAUAAGAUUGUAUUGAGUUAUCAUGACAGUCUACUGAGACUCUCUGAUGUCUCCCUCCUCGAUCCACCUCAUUGGCUCAAUGACAGAUUGAUCGGCUUUUACUUCGAGUAUCUUGAGCGUGAUCAUGUCAAGAAUGGUGAAAGGGUUUGUUUCAUAACACCAGAUGUCACUCAGUUCAUCAAACUUUACCGUGGUUCAGAAUUAAAGAUGUUUUUGGAGCCUUUAUCCCUUUGUGAGAAAGAACUUGUGAUACUAGCAGUUAAUGACAAUUCUUCAUCAGAACAUAGUGGGGGCUCCCAUUGGAGUACACUAGUUUUUGACAGAGAAAGUUACUUGUACUUUCAUUAUGAUUCGUCUUCUCCUAGCAACCAUACACCUGCCAGGCAAUGUGCCAGUAGCCUUUCUCCUUUUUUAAGCAGAGGGGAGAAAGAAAUUCCUUUUUUAGAAGAAGCCUCUCCUCACCAGCAUAACUCACAUGACUGUGGAGUGUAUGCUCUUCUCUUUGCAAAGUACUCGAGUCUUUCAAAGUUUAAAAAGAUCGACCCAAUGUCAGUGACAGAAUAUGCUACUCUUGAGAGAGUAAAUAGAUGGAGAUCAGAUACAAAGAAACUUAUAUUUAGUUUAGCAAAUGACUCAACGGCUGAUUAACUUCUAGCUAAUAGUAUUUUUGUUUAUUGGUAUGUGUAGCAAAUUCUUGAGCAUAAACAUUUUAAUCAAA